This is a messenger RNA of Olea europaea var. sylvestris, 1629 nucleotides long. RefSeq lists its product as uncharacterized. Gene Ontology annotation, molecular function: phosphoprotein phosphatase activity. The record is from RefSeq and is a predicted model, not a curated record. NCBI's taxonomy places the organism in Eukaryota, Viridiplantae, Streptophyta, Magnoliopsida, Lamiales, Oleaceae. The transcript has 7 exons. Bases 247 to 1224 code for a protein of 325 amino acids.
CUACCCAUUUUACACCUCAGCUAAUCCCUCCGGGCUUACUCAGAGUUCAAACUUGAUACAUUGGGGCUUUCUGCAAUAAAAUAUUUGUAAAGUACACCCUCAAUCUACGCCGCCGUCUCAUCAUUUCAAGCAAAAUUUUCUCGUUUUAGGUGCAGUUACGCUUAAUUGAUUCCCAGUUGAACUGAUAAAUCAGUAAAUUAAAUUUUAAUUGGAUUUCAAAUUCGAUGCCCCAGCAGCAUUAUUCCUAUGCCGGAUAUGCCAAAUAAUCACCCGAACGAAGAUGUUCAUGAGGCUACACCUAUUAAUAAUGGUGGACUAUGUAACUUGGAGUCUGCUGAAGAAGAUAUAUCAAACCCCAGAGCAACUUCUGGCAAUGCAUUUAAAAGUAACCCUUCCCGACAUUCGGACCAGGAGGAACAGUCUAGAAGAGUAGACACUGACCCUUCAUUAUUGCAUUGUGGUGCUUUGAGAGAUGAUGAUUCCCAAGCUGUGAAUGAAGACAUUAAUAUACCACUGGAGAAAACUUCUGCCCACUGCAUCAGGAAGAAACUUCUCGUUCUUGAUGUAAAUGGACUUCUUGUUGAUAUUUCUUCAGUUGUACCUUAUGAUUAUGAUCCGGAUGCAAUAAUAUCGAAGAAAGCAGUUUUUAAGAGGCCCUAUUGUGAUGAUUUUAUGAAGUUCUGCUUUGAGAGGUUUAACGUGGGUGUCUGGUCAUCAAGAAACAAGAGAAAUGUGGAGUCAGUUCUUGAUUUUCUUUUGGGGAUUGAUAAGUGCAAGUUGCUUUUCUGUUGGGAUCAGUCCCAUUGCACUUAUACUGAUUUCAAUACUGUCGAGAACAGGGAAAAGCCUCUUCUUUUAAAGAAACUUAAAAAGCUAUGGGAAAAGCGUGAGCCAGAUCUUCCAUGGGAGAGGGGAGAAUAUAAUGAGUCAAACACUCUUUUGUUAGAUGAUUCUCCUUACAAGGCAAUAUGCAACCCGCCAUAUACAGCAAUCUUUCCGUACACUUACCGGUUCAGAGAUAGAAGAGACAAGUCAUUAGGACCUGGUGGCGAUCUACGUGUUUAUUUGGAAGGGUUAGCCCUUGCUGAAAACGUUCAGGAAUAUGUAAAGCAAAACCCGUUUGGUCAAAGACCCAUCACGGAUAGGAAUUUAUCUUGGCGGUUCUAUCUACGGGUUAUUGAAGCCAAUUCAUCGCCUCCACCAAAUACUGGUGACAAUUUGUAGUUUAUGAAGAUGACUUUUGUUCUUGACAUAUUAACCUUUGAUGACUUUUGCUCAACAAUAUGUUGCCUUUUGAAGUUACUGUACUAACUGCAAUCAUGUAUUGUGGGUUUCAUGGGGCAUUCACAAUGUUCAACAACCAGAUGAAGAAGUGAAACAAUACGAGUUGGCAAUUGACCAUCGCCUUUUGCUUUGUAAUUUCUCUACUGUGGCCAUUUUGAAGUCAAUGGAUAAGAAUCCAAACACAUGUAUUUUGCAAUGAUCCAUUUUGUCAUUUCUCAGGAAAUUUUGUUGAAAACAAUGUUGUAUCUUCUCAUGCAUUUAUGUUGAUGCAGAUCCUCCCUUUUGUUUGGUAUGAUCUCAAAGUUAGAGAAAUAGUUUUAAUCUGAUUGGAUGUUUUGUUUUUCA